AUGGGUAUUUCGAGCGACCAUGGAUCUCAGGGUCCAACGGUUGCUGGUAUCUCUCUGGCCUUUGCGGUCCUAACUUUUUUCGUCCUGGUGCUGAGACUCUUUGCACGCAUCUAUGUUCUGGGAAAGAUGGGUCUCGAUGACUACCUCAUUGUUGGAGCUUGCUGCUUAUCUUGGGCAUUCAUUGCCGUCACUAUCAUCGCCGUCGAAAACGGACUUGGGCAACACUAUGAGUAUACUGAUAAGACCAAGCUUGUUGCCUAUGCACAUGCCGUAUGGUUGAGCUCCAUGUUCUACCUCGCAUGUCUCGGCUUUGUCAAAACAUCAGUACUAUGGUUCUACACUCGUCUGGGAGACCGCUAUCUCACUCGCAUUUCAUACAUCAUGAUUGGAGUGAUCGUUUGCCAGGCCACUUCCUUCGUGCUCGUUGCGGCUUUCCAAUGCCAGCCGAUCAGCAAGGCAUGGACGGGCGCUGCGGGCGGAAAAUGCGUUAAUAUCAACAUUUUCUACCUCGCCAAUGCCGGUCUGAACAUCUUGACCGAUCUCCUCACCUAUACCCUCCCUAUCAGAGUUAUUUUCAAACUCCAAAUGCCACAAAAGCAAAAGGUCGCCCUCAUUUUCAUUCUCUGUCUUGGUCUUUUUGCUUGUGUCUCCUCCAUCAUCCGAAUCACUUACAUUCCUGCUAUGCUGAAAUCGGCCGACUAUACCUACGCCAUCAGCGCUGCAAUGUACUGGUCCGUCAUCGAGACCAACGUCGCCAUAUUCGCAGCCUCAAUCCCCUCCUUCAAAGCCAUUGCCUCACGCUUCCUGCCCAAAUUCAUCGGCGAAUACAGUAGUGGCCGCAAGUACGGCCCCUGGUCCGGUACUCCCGACGCACGCCGCUACGGUUCCGGCUUUACCAAGUUCACCGAUCCGAACAACAAUACAAUGAAUGGCCGGGAUGAUAUAGCGAUGGGCACGCAGAUCGGAGCUACUAUGGCGGACAACUCGAGCGAGGAGCGGAUUAUCGUUCCCAAUGGAAAGAUCUUUACGCAAACGGAGAUUGAGACGACCGUUGAGUCCAAUCAUGAGUACCGUCCGUCGAUGGAGCGGGCUCAUCGGCCGAAGGCAAGCAUUUAA
Messenger RNA from Penicillium brasilianum, 1116 nucleotides. Lineage: Eukaryota; Fungi; Ascomycota; Eurotiomycetes; Eurotiales; Aspergillaceae. The record is from the annotation of a GenBank genome assembly.